AUGAAUUAUCUUCAAAAUCAAAAACCAUAUGAGGUUUUGUCGUUGUCUCCGAUUCGCGAGCACGUUUACGGCAUCUAUGAAUCAUCGAAACGAAUAUCGAAUAUGCAAAUGCUUGCGAUAUUCGGUAUAUCGCUGAGUGCGUUGACAAUCGUUUCAACUUUCAUUUCGGUACCUAUGCUCAUCAUAAAACUUAAUGAUAUGCAAAUCAAGGCUGCAAGUGAUAUGAACAUUUUCAAGAAAAGAUCAGAUCAGCUAUGGGGGGAUAUUCAGCAAAUCCAAAAUCAUCUGCGAACAAAACGUCACAAGAUGAAUGCGAUGAAUUCGGAUGGUACUGUACAAUUACCGAAGGGAUUCAUUCCGACUGUUUUUCGAAGACUUAAAAUGCAAGGAAAUAAAAUCUUCGAAACGAAUGAACAUGAAAUGAAAUCGUUGCGUGGCAGUGAUCCACAAGAUACGACACUGAGUGAUGAGUUGAAAGGAAAUCUUUGGCUGCCAAGAUCGAGAAGAAUGUUCGCAAAACGGAUAUCAGUUGGUGACCGUAGCUUGACGCGUGAGCAGGUGCUCAGUGAUGAUCGCCGAAUAACCAAGAAGAAGAAGAAGAAAAUGAGUGGUACAACUGGCAAUUAUGGUUCAUCGGAAUAUCCGACGUCAAGUUAUGCCGGAACAUACAGUAUUCCAUCGUUGAGUGAAUAUAUCAAUGUUGAUUCUGGAUCUGAUCGCUGUCAAGGUCCACCAGGUACACCAGGAGAAGCUGGACUUAACGGAAUCAAUGGAGAACCAGGACAAGAUGGAAUGAUCGGAAUUGAUGGUGAUCUGUUGUAUCUUUACGAAGAAGAGUGUUUCGUUUGUCCUCAAGGAGAACAAGGAUUCACUGGAGCAGUUGGCGAACGUGGCUUGCGAGGUGAAAAGGGAGAGCAGGGAUAUGCAGGCAUUGAUGGCAUCCCAGGCAAGAACAGUGAUCAGCAAGGGCCACCAGGUGAUGUUGGUUUGCAAGGUGAAAAUGGAUUACCCGGAACACAAGGUCCAAUGGGCGAUAUGAUUAUCAGUGGAAUAGGAUCACCAGGUAGUCCUGGACCUCCUGGUGAGCCUGGUCUGCGUGGUUUACCAGGACUCCGUGGAUUCGAUGGUGUGUCCGUACUUGGUCCUGAUGGUCCCCGUGGUCCAACUGGAACGCGAGGACGUAGAGGCGAAACUGGUGUGAUGGGUCCCACAGGUGAUGCAGGAUAUCCGGGAGACGAUGCCGGUUACUGCCCAUGCCCGGAGAGAAUAACGUCUUCAGUUGAAAGAGAUGUAUUUGGGCGUGAUGACGUGCAACAAUUCAUGGAUAAUGAUUUACCACCGAUGAGUGUACAGCAAUCGAGACCCAGAGUAUUUGCAAGCAAAACAAUACAGCGUACUCAACACAGCCGUUCAUCACCUGGGGUUCGACCGUUUGAUUUCGUCGAAUGUGAUUAA
This is a messenger RNA of Anisakis simplex (herring worm), 1455 nucleotides long. The record is from the annotation of a GenBank genome assembly. Lineage: Eukaryota; Metazoa; Nematoda; Chromadorea; Rhabditida; Anisakidae.